AUGGGAAGUGGGCAGGGGGCUCUCGACUUCAUCGUCACUAGAGAAGUGGGUUCUCAGCCAGAAGUCUGGGAAGGUGGGGAGGUUGAGGUCGAAUUUUCGGUGGCUGUUGGAGGAGCCAACGUCUUCGGAGGAGGUGACGUCGGACCUGGUGGUGGUCGUGGCUGUGGUUCCGCCGCCAACGAUGCCUUUGUAGUGGCAUCGCUUGUGACCACCGAGGGCUUGACCGGUGGGGAAGGACUUGUGGUAGAUGGAGCACUCGAGGGUCCUGAGGGAGCUGGCGGAGUUAGCGGUGGUGGUGGUGGCAGUGGAGGUGGAUUGUUCGUCGAGGGCAGCUAG
Malania oleifera is the source of this 336-nucleotide messenger RNA. RefSeq names its product glycine-rich cell wall structural protein 1.0-like. The transcript has a single exon. The coding region runs from base 1 to 336 and encodes 111 amino acids. The record is from RefSeq and is a predicted model, not a curated record. NCBI's taxonomy places the organism in Eukaryota, Viridiplantae, Streptophyta, Magnoliopsida, Santalales, Ximeniaceae.